UGUUUUUCAGUUUUCAUUUUUUUUCAGAACACAGGAAUUUUCUUUAGUCUUUGCUUUGUCUCCAAGCCAUGUUUCUCCUUCUUCGUCAAAGGUUCUUGACUUUUUCUAAAUAGUUUUUAGGGACUGAAAAACUUGUAUAACUGGAAUUGGGUGUGGUGUAGAAUUCUGGUUUAAUGGUUGUCUUGGUUUAUAGGAAACUGAUAUGGGUUUAAGAAAAAACUGAAAAAGAGUUCGACGAGUAUUUUGGGCUGCAAAGUGAAGAUUCAUGGAGGAGAAACCGUUCCCUGCUUGGUCAUGCUCUGUGGAGCAGUGUUUGAAAGAGUACGGUGUCAAAUUGGAUAAGGGUCUAAGCACUUAUGAGGUUGAAAGACGGCGUGAGAGGUAUGGUCUGAACGAGCUUGCCAAACAGAAGGGGAAGCCCUUAUGGCUGCUUGUGUUGGAACAAUUUGAUGACAUGCUGGUAAAGAUACUCUUAAUUGCAGCCUUUAUAUCAUUCAUUUUAGCUUACAUGCAUGGAAGUGGAUCCGGUGACUCGGGGUUUGAGGCCUAUGUUGAACCGUUAGUGAUAGUAUUGAUCUUAGUCCUUAAUGCAAUUGUGGGAGUAUGGCAAGAGACUAAUGCUGAGAAAGCACUUGAAGCCCUUAAGGAGAUGCAAUCUGAAUCUGCAAAGGUUUUGAGGGAAGGGGACUCUGUGCCUGAUUUUCCCGCACGAGAGCUUGUCCCGGGAGACAUUGUGGAAUUGCAUGUUGGGGACAAAGUUCCUGCUGACAUGAGAGUAGCCACUUUGAAAACCUCAACCCUGAGAGUUGAGCAGAGCUCAUUGACUGGAGAAGCAAUGCCUGUUCUGAAAGCUACCAAUCCUGUAUUCAUGGAUGACUGUGAGUUGCAGGCAAAAGAAAAUAUGGUUUUUGCAGGCACAACAGUCGUGAAUGGUAGCUGUGUGUGUAUUGUUGUUAGUACUGGGAUGACUACCGAGAUAGGGAAGAUACAGAGACAGAUACAUGAGGCAUCUCUAGAAGAGGAUGAUACUCCCUUGAAGAAGAAGCUGGAUGAAUUUGGAAACAGGCUUACAACUGCCAUUGGGCUUGUUUGUCUCAUUGUGUGGCUUAUUAAUUAUAAGAACUUCCUCUCCUGGGAUGUUGUGGACGGAUGGCCUACAAAUGUUCGAUUCUCUUUUGAGAAAUGUACCUACUAUUUGAAGAUAGCUGUUGCCCUUGCAGUUGCUGCAAUUCCAGAAGGCCUUCCUGCUGUGAUCACAACUUGUUUAGCUCUUGGUACAAGGAAAAUGGCCCAAAAAAAUGCAAUAGUACGGAGGCUUCCUAGUGUUGAAACAUUAGGAUGCACCACCGUGAUUUGUUCAGAUAAAACUGGGACCCUGACCACAAAUCAGAUGUCUGUGGCAGAAUUCUUUACUCUGGGUGGGAAAACCACUUCUUCUCGAGUUUUCCAUGUUGAAGGAACAACUUAUGAUCCAAAGGAUGGUGGAAUUGUUGAUUGGACUUGCUAUAACAUGGAUGCUAACCUGCAAGCCUUGGCUGAAGUAUGUGCAGUUUGCAAUGAUGCUGGCAUUUUCCAUGAUGGUCGGCUUUUUCGAGCUACUGGUUUGCCCACAGAAGCAGCUUUGAAGGUUUUGGUUGAGAAGAUGGGGAUUCUAGAUACCAAGAUGAGGAACAAGGUCCGUGACAUGCAUCUUGCUGCAAACUAUCUGAUUGAUAACAACACAGUUAAACUAGGCUGCUGUGACUGGUGGACCAAAAGAUCCAAAAGGGUUGCCACCUUGGAGUUUGAUCGCAUCCGGAAGUCAAUGAGUGUUAUUGUCCAAGAACCUACAGGGCGGAAUCGGCUCCUUGUCAAGGGGGCUGUUGAGAAUCUGUUGGAGCGCAGUGCAUAUGUACAACUUGCAGAUGGAUCUCUUGUUCCAAUAGAUGAACCUUGUCAGCAACUAUUGCUUUCCAAACUCUCGGAGAUGAGUUCUAAGGGAUUGCGAUGCUUAGGAAUGGCAUAUAAGGAUGACUUGGGAGAAUUUUCAGACUACUGUUCUGAGACUCAUCCUGCCCAUAGGAAGUUGCUUGAUCCAGCUGGCUAUUCUUCCAUUGAAAGUGACUUAGUCUUUGUGGGAGUUGUUGGCAUCAGGGAUCCUCCACGUGAUGAGGUUCACAGAGCAAUUGAGGACUGCAGAGGAGCAGGGAUUAAGGUUAUGGUGAUAACUGGAGAUAAUAAAUCUACAGCUGAGGCUAUCUGUCGUGAAAUUAAAUUGUUUUCAGCAACAGAGAAUCUUAGAGGGAGAAGUUUUACAGGAAAAGAGUUCAUGGCUCUUUCCACUUCACAACAAUUAGAAACUUUGUCAAGACCUGGGGGGAUGGUUUUCUCUCGUGCUGAGCCAAAGCAUAAGCAAGAAAUAGUCAGAAUGUUAAAGGAGAUGGGGGAAAUUGUUGCAAUGACUGGAGAUGGUGUGAAUGAUGCUCCUGCACUGAAACUUGCUGACAUUGGAAUUGCCAUGGGCAUAACUGGAACUGAGGUUGCAAAGGAAGCUUCAGACAUGGUUUUGGCUGAUGACAAUUUCAGUACUAUUGUAUCAGCUGUUGCUGAGGGUCGCUCAAUUUAUAAUAACAUGAAAGCUUUUAUCAGAUACAUGAUAUCAUCCAAUGUUGGAGAGGUAAUAUCCAUAUUCUUAACUGCUGCUCUGGGGAUACCUGAAUGCAUGAUACCUGUGCAACUUCUAUGGGUCAAUCUGGUCACCGAUGGUCCCCCUGCAACAGCUCUUGGAUUUAAUCCUGCUGAUGUUGAUAUUAUGCGGAAACCACCCCGCAAAAGUGAUGAUGCUCUAAUUAACUUCUGGGUUCUCUUCCGUUACUUGGUAAUUGGUUCCUAUGUGGGCAUUGCAACUGUUGGCGUCUUUAUCUUGUGGUACACUCAAAGUUCUUUCAUGGGCAUCAAUCUUGUUAGUGAUGGGCACACAUUGGUUGAGUUGUCUCAGCUUCGCAACUGGAGGCAGUGCUCGACAUGGUCAAAUUUCACUGCAGCUCCAUACACAGUUAGUGGGACUCGCCAGAUCACCUUCUCAAAUCCUUGUGACUACUUCACCACAGGCAAGGUGAAGGCAAUGACUUUGUCACUCUCUGUAUUGGUAGCAAUCGAGAUGUUCAAUUCCCUAAAUGCACUUUCCGAAAACAAUAGCCUGGUUACAAUGCCACCUUGGAGGAAUCCUUGGCUUCUGAUUGCCAUGUCAGUUUCACUGGGACUUCACUGCCUAAUACUCUAUGUCCCAUUCAUGGCAGAUGUUUUUGGUAUUGUUCCGUUGAGCCUGAAUGAAUGGUUUUUAGUCAUUUUGGUCUCGGUCCCUGUUAUUCUUAUCGAUGAGAUUGUUAAAUUUGUGGCAAGGAGUGGAAGGUACAGGAAAAACAAGGAGAAGACAGCAUAACUCAGUUUGUGGUUGGAUCAAAGAAUUUCCACUCUCCAGAUGCAACACCCACUGAUCAAAAGAAGCAUCCGGAUUACAUUAACUUGAAUUCUUUGCUUCUAUACUUCCUUUUUUUAUUUUCAAUAAAUUUUUUUUUUUUAUUGUAGCAGUAUACUUGGUUGGUUCUAAUUGAUAUAUCACACAGAAGAAUUGAAUAGAAAGAAAAAAAAUUU
Rubroshorea leprosula is the source of this 3633-nucleotide messenger RNA. NCBI's taxonomy places the organism in Eukaryota, Viridiplantae, Streptophyta, Magnoliopsida, Malvales, Dipterocarpaceae. The record is from the annotation of a GenBank genome assembly.